Molecule: messenger RNA, 1430 nt
Organism: Linum tenue
Lineage: Eukaryota; Viridiplantae; Streptophyta; Magnoliopsida; Malpighiales; Linaceae
Source: the annotation of a GenBank genome assembly
AGCCGGUCUACUUCUUCUCUAUCUCCUCGUCGUCGUCGGCAACAAAAAAAAGGGGAAAACCUUCUCCGUUCAUCUUAACAUCCCAAUUCCCAUUGCUCGACGGCCAAGGAAAGUGAACAUACUAGUUCUCACGGCCGAAAACUUUCUGCUUUCCAAUUCAGCUUGUCAUCUACAGGAAUGAGAGCUCUAGCUCCGCUGCUGCGUUCGGCCCUCAACAAUGCCCCGACUGGACGCAUCCAGCUGCUGGAUCCAUCCGCCAAAUCCCUCUCCACCAACGCUGCUGCUGCUUCGGAGCCUACCGAUGACUUCGCGCAGCGGUUAUUUCGAAAGUCAGACCAAGGUGGGAUGGGCUUCUACCGACAGCUCGAGAAGGCGCAGAAGGUGCUGCACCAGCGGCCGCCGUCGUCCGCGAGCGUUGGGGGCGCGGGGGAUAGCGGAAGUUACAACACUUUGCAAGACGGGAUGGAUCAGAAGCUGAAGAACAGCGCCAUGGCCUUCAGGUUCGAUUCAGUUUCUGGUGGUGGCACCUCCUUCGCCAACAAACAGGAUCCCGGUGGUAUUCAGCCGAACCCGAGCUUGUACCUUCGCCCGUUUAAUGACUCAAAGUUUUGUCCAUGGAAGCAACAACGACCCUAUAGACCGCGACCCAGAUAUGAAUUCAAAGUAACUACCGAGGAAGUUCUGCAAAAGGCAGAUUUCAGGAAUGUUAGGUUCCUUGCGAACUUUAUAACAGAGGCUGGAAUCAUUGUCAAGAGGAGUAAGACUGGUAUAAGUGCCAAAGCCCAGAGGAAAAUUGCCAGGGAGAUUAAAACAGCUCGAGCUUUCGGCCUAUUGCCUUUCACAACCAUGGGGACAAAAUCAUUCGUCUUUGGCCAAACUAUGGAUGAAGCAGAAUCUCCUGUAGCAAAACCUCCGGGCUACCAGUAGCUAUAGCUGCUAAUUAGAGCAGAACAGUCAUUGUUGCCUUAAUCCUCCCCUACAACCGUUGUUGCAUGUUCAUAUGCAAGCGAUGUUUCUUCGUUUCUUUCCUUUAGUUUAGUGUGAAGUUGAGGGUCCAAGUCAUCGUGGGAACGAGACUAAUUUUGUCGAGCGAUAAUAUCCCUUGUGCACUUCUGUAACUCUUGAGUUCAAUGGCCUCUUUGAUAUAGGUAAAGGGAAAUUUUCUGUUAUCUGGCUCUUGACAUUGUUUAGGCAUUUACACUGAACAUGUCAUUUCAGCAGAGUCUAAAAGAGAUAGAAGACCGUUAUGAUACUAGAUUUGCCCUUUUCUUUUCCUUCUUCUCUGUUCCAUUUUGAUGUCAAUGGACCUUGUAUCUAAGCCUGCAUCUAACCGACCCUAUUCAUGCGAUGACCAAUGCUUUUGCAUUGUUGUGCAUCUAGGGGUAAUUAUUGUCUAGAUACUCCGAAAUUCUAUCGAGCUGAUGUAGGAC